ACAAACUGCAUCAACAUGAAGACCUUCGUCGUACUAAUCUGCUUGGUGGUGACCGCACACGCCUUUAAGGAGACCUUGAAGACCAUCCUGAAGUCUCCUAAGAAUACUCGACAGCUUUACCAACAUUUCAAAGCCAAGCAGCACUUGAAGUUUGGCAGCAGCUUAGAGGAAGGCAAGCGAUUUAAAAGAUUCAAAAGAAAUGCCAGAUUUGUUGCACAGGCUAACGAGCAUAGCACCACAACCAAGUUCGCCCUAAACUUCUUCUCAACCAUGACGAGAGCUGAAAAGAGGCAGUACACAGGUCUGAAUAUAACCGGGCAUUUUGCCAAUUCGCCAAGGUUGUCAUCAGGACUGCAAGCUGCAGCAACUGAAGUUAUGUGGACAACCAAAGGAGCUGUAACUAAAGUUGCAAACCAGGGAACUUGCGGAUCUUGCUGGACCUACGGAGCAGUAGCAGGUCUGGAGUCCAGAUACAAACAUUUCUCAGGAGUGCUGAGGAAGUUCUCAGAGCAAGAGUACCUUGACUGCGUCUACGAGGGACAGAGAGAUGGGUGCCAAGGGGGAUGGCCUGACGACGGAUACACGUACAGUGCGGAUAAAAGAUCCGGCCAGUUGGCUUCCUCAGCUCAAUAUCCCUACACAGGAACAGACGGACAAUGUCAGACUACCAAAGGCAACUCUCUUAUCGCAUACAAGAUUACUGGAUUUGAAAAGGUAGGAGGCACUGAAGCAGCUAACAUCGUAGCCCUCAAUACUGGAUCCCUCUCCGUAGCAUUCGAGGUGACGGACUACCUACAACAAUAUUCCAAGGGUAUCAUGAAGGACACAACCUGCACUGGGUCACCUAACCAUGCUGUCGCUGCUGUGGGAUACACCGCUGACUACGUUCUGGUUAAGAACUCCUGGGGUGAUCAGUGGGGAGAGCAAGGUUUCAUCAGGUUCGCUAGAAACCAUGGAAAUUGCGGGCUAUUCGAGUACAGCUCCUAUCCUAAACUUGCAGGAACAGGAACAACUGAUACCAGCACUUCUGAUCCAGCUGCUAGCUACACCCCGAACGAUGACUCCAGCUCCGACGACUCUGCCUGUGUGGACGAAGCAAUUGAUUGCGAGAGCUGGAUGUGCAGCAUCUCGGGCUACGAAGAUGUAAUGAAGGAGUGGUGUCAAAAGACAUGCAACCAUUGCUCCAGUGGGACUUGUGCUACCGGCACGGUGAAAUGCAGUGAUGGAGUUUGCAGACACGAGCAUAUGUGCUAGUUAGUUGAGGAGAGGCGUGUUUGAA
Messenger RNA from Bolinopsis microptera, 1279 nucleotides. RefSeq names its product crustapain-like. Bases 16 to 1254 code for a protein of 412 amino acids. Gene Ontology annotation, cellular component: lysosome. The record is from RefSeq and is a predicted model, not a curated record. The transcript has a single exon. Gene Ontology annotation, molecular function: cysteine-type endopeptidase activity. NCBI's taxonomy places the organism in Eukaryota, Metazoa, Ctenophora, Tentaculata, Lobata, Bolinopsidae.